Tarenaya hassleriana is the source of this 910-nucleotide messenger RNA. Its product is annotated as HVA22-like protein c. Lineage: Eukaryota; Viridiplantae; Streptophyta; Magnoliopsida; Brassicales; Cleomaceae. The coding region runs from base 123 to 668 and encodes 181 amino acids. The transcript is spliced from 5 exons. The record is from RefSeq and is a predicted model, not a curated record.
AUACAGAGAGAGAGAGAGAGAGAGAGAGAGAGAGAGAGAGAGAGAGAAGCUUUUGAAUUUUUUUCUUACAGAGCCUUAAAUCUUUCAUCAUUGUGAAGAAACAAAGAGACGAGAAGAGGGGAAUGGGUUCUGGUUCUGGUUCUGGUUCUGGUUCUGGAAAUUUUAUACAAGUUGUCCUCAAGAACUUAGAUGUUCUUGCUCUCCCUCUGGUCACUCUGGUUUACCCUCUAUAUGCUUCGAUAAAGGCGAUAGAGACGAAAUGCAUAGCGGAAGACGAGCAAUGGCUUACCUAUUGGGUCCUCUACUCUCUCGUCACCCUCGUCGAACUCACUUUCGCCAAGGUCCUCGAAUGGUUUCCAAUAUGGACAUAUGCAAAGUUGUUCGGGGCAUGCUGGUUGGUCCUGCCAAGGUUCAAUGGAGCUGCAUAUGUGUACAGGCACUUCAUUCGACCGUUCUACAUAAACCCUCACAGGGCGACCAACAUUUGGUACGUCCCUAGAAAGAAGGACCUUUUCCGCAAGCCCGACAACAUCCUCUCCGCCGCCGAGAGGUACAUGGAAGAGCACGGGACCGAAGCCUUCGAGAGAAUGAUUGCAAGGGUGGAUCGAGAGGAGAGGGGGAGGAGGGGAGGCAAUUACAUGAUUUUCGAUGACGAUUACAGGUAUUAGGUUACUAAAUCAACUUCCAGAACCGAAGACUGAACCGUUGGUUUUGUACGGUUAUCGUUUCUUUACCGGUUUAGAUCGGUUCCUUUGGUUAUGUGGAUGAACCCUUUUGUUAGUAACGCGUUCCAGCUGUGGUCUCGAAACUCAAAAGAUUCGUUCUUCUGAAACAUUUUAUGUAAUGAUGUCUUGUCGUCGUGUAUAUAUCAUGUCUUUUCUCGUUAUAGUAGUCGGUCCAUAUUGUGUUA